ACGUGGAAUUGGUACGCCCACGGCAUAAAUUAUUGUACGUACUUACCCAGAAAAAAACCAUAAAUACCAAUGCAGCGGCCUAUAACUUGGUCAUAAUUUUCAUUCGACGACACUCAAGCUUCACAUUUUUAUAAAAAUAUUGCCACAAAGUUUACAUUUCGUCAUGGGUUUCAAACCGGUGAUCAGCAUUUUCCUCCUCAUCGCUGCCAUCCAGAUAACCUGUCACGCCGCACCGCAAAAGGGGAAAGCAAAAGCGGAAGCAAUAAUAACCAAAAAGCUGAAAUCCUCCACCCCCGCGCAACUAAAGCAGUAUCGAAUGGUCGCUGCGAAACGGAUGGUCACCGAUCUGAGCAAGGCCAUGCAAGCCCUCUCCACCAACAAAGAUGUCCCUCUCGAAGUCCAAACCUCUGCCAAAGUGGCGCUCCAAGGGAUCAAGGGUGGCAAACUGACCGAUGCGCUGGCCAACGCGAUGCCUGGCAUAAUGUCGCAAGCCUCCAUACAAGUGGGAAAACCAGCGGAACAAUUGCAAACCAUAAUUGGCUCCGUGCUCCCAAAUUCGCCAAAUGAUUUGAGAAAUCCUCUCCAAGGGACGCUCACCUUCUUGUCGUCCAACCUCGGCGGGGUGACCAACAUUCUGGGCAAGGUUGCCGGCGGUGCACCGGAUCUCUUGGCCGGAACGGUAAAAUCUCUCUCGGGGACUUUGGGAGCAGUUGCGGACUCGCUGAAUGGGUCCGUGGGGUCAUUAGGCGGUUUGAUGGGAGGUUUGUUGAACGGGUAAAUGAAUUUCGGGAGACACGUAGUCAAAAUUUAUGUAGCUCUUUAUUGUAACCAGUAAAUAAAGAAUGUCACAAUCAA
Messenger RNA from Folsomia candida, 855 nucleotides. RefSeq lists its product as uncharacterized. The coding region runs from base 164 to 778 and encodes 204 amino acids. Lineage: Eukaryota; Metazoa; Arthropoda; Collembola; Entomobryomorpha; Isotomidae. The record is from RefSeq and is a predicted model, not a curated record. The transcript is spliced from 5 exons.